This is a messenger RNA of Lolium perenne, 789 nucleotides long. NCBI's taxonomy places the organism in Eukaryota, Viridiplantae, Streptophyta, Magnoliopsida, Poales, Poaceae. The record is from RefSeq and is a predicted model, not a curated record.
UACUAUUGAUGAGUUCUACACUCAGAGUGCUGCUAUUUGGCUUCAGCUUGAUUCUCUCCGUACAGCUGUGUGUGCCACCUGUCCCUGCUGUCUGACUGUGCGCGCGAAUCUGGAGUUUCAGCGCGUUUUUGAGUUCUUGUCGCGGCUCCGUAAGGAGUUUGAGCCGCGCCGGGCCCAGCUGCUUGCCCGUGGUCGUGUUCCGCUCUCUGAGGUACUUGCUGAGCUUCGUGCUGAGGAGACUCGUCUUCGUGGUGCUGGUCUUCUUGAGGUUCCCUCUGUUCUUGCUGCUCGUGGCCCUCCUGUACCGUCUGCUCGUGGACCUCCUAUGCCGCCGGCUUCGUUGCGGCCUCCGGCACAGCCGAUACUUCCUACUCCUCCAUUCCAGGGUCAGCGUCAGCCCCAGCAGCCUCGUGGUUCGACGUCACCUCCUUGCACCUACUGUGGCAGGCCUGGCCACACUAUCUCUACUUGUUGGCAGAGGGAUCCCAGCUUACGCCCACUGCAUCUUACUCGUCAUCAGGCUGGUUCUUCAGGAUCUUCUGCUGUUGCGCUAUCUGAUCAGGACAUUAUCCGUGGUCUUCAUGGUCUGCUCACUGGUACAGGCUCUUCCUCGACGGGUACUGCUGGUUCUGUGCCUGGCUCUUCUGGCACCGCGCGACCACCACCUUCCACACAGUCAGGACCGCCGUACACAGGCCCUGGUUGGAGCUGGCCCUCGCAGCCUUGAGUCCCCGGGGCUCUGGGAGUUAGACUGGCUUCGCGUUCCUUCUACUGCCACUUCCUCUGCCA